UCUAACAGUUCAGAAAGCGGAGAAAUAUUGAAAAAGAUUCAGGAGGAAACCUCACACUGGAUCCGAUAUACAAGUAUAUGCUAUGCUGUCCCAAGUUUGUUUGUUGAUUGCCUGCUGGGAAGCUGGAGUGAUUUUUUCGGCAGAAAGUUGCCGCUGAUCAUCCCAUCAAUUGGUCAGCUCCUUGCAACUAUAAUCUAUAUAGCAAUGAGUGAGAUAUCAAGCAUACCAAUAUACUGGUUUUGUAUUGCAAGCAUUGUAUCAGGAUUUACUGGUGGACCUACAUCCUGCUAUACAGCCAGCUAUUCAUUUAUUUCCGCAAUAACAGACAAAUCUACACGAACGAUUAGAAUGAGUAUAUUAGAAUCAAUGGCGUACAUUGCUGGCACAGCUUCGCCCUUCAUUGCCGGAGCAUUACUAAAUGUGUCAAGUUCAACGGUUGUUUAUGCUGUAUCAGGUGGCUUGUUUCUACUCUCCAUCGUGUAUUCUAGUUUCCUGAAAGAACCACACACAGACAUGGUGAGUACUUAA
This is a messenger RNA of Eurytemora carolleeae, 528 nucleotides long. RefSeq lists its product as uncharacterized. The transcript has 8 exons. The record is from RefSeq and is a predicted model, not a curated record. Gene Ontology annotation, cellular component: membrane. NCBI's taxonomy places the organism in Eukaryota, Metazoa, Arthropoda, Copepoda, Calanoida, Temoridae. Gene Ontology annotation, biological process: transmembrane transport. Gene Ontology annotation, molecular function: transmembrane transporter activity. The coding region runs from base 205 to 528 and encodes 107 amino acids.